AUGCUAGCGGUAAUACCGGCGCCGGCGUUAUUGACCAAAACAUCGAGUUUUCCAAAGUGUUUGACAGUUGUGUCAACAAGUCGUCGCAAGUCUUCCGGUUUAGUCACAUCCGCCACCACUUCCAGUGCUUUCGACUGUUUCGGCGAUACUUUGAGACACUCUUUGGCCACUGCUGACACUCUAUCGGCUCGUCUACCGUUCUCCAGAGCCGGUGCUAAUGUUGUGGUCACCGGUAGACGAGCCGAUAAAGUGUCAGAAGUGGCCAAAGAGUGUCUCAAAGUAUCACCGAAACAGUCGAAAGCACUGGAAGUGGUGGCGGAUGUGACUAAACCGGAAGACUUGCGACGACUUGUGGACACAACUGUCAAACACUUCGGGAAACUCGAUGUUUUGGUGAAUAACGCCGGCGCCGGUAUUGCCGCUAACAUCAGUGAUAAGAAUUUUUACGACAAUUACCUGAAAGUAAUGCAAAUAAAUCUCAAUUCUGUGGUCUAUUUAACGCAUAUAUGUGUCGAGCAUUUGGAGAAAACAAAGGGAAAUGUUAUCAACAUCUCGAGUAUCGCUGCCAUGCGAGCCUUUACAGGCUUUUCGCCAUACAGUGUGGCAAAGGCUGCGAUGGAUAUGUUCACCAAAUGUAUGGCCGCGGAGUUGGGACCCAAACGUAUCCGCGUUAAUGUCAUCAACCCUGGUCCAAUUCGUACUGAAUUUAUGGAGGCAAUGAGUACACCUAAGGAGAUGGCCGAUAAGAUUUUUGACGCCUACGGGAAGUUGACCAUGGUAGGUCGCGUAGGGGAAUCCAAUGAUGUGGGUGAUUCCAUUCUCUACCUGGCCAGUGACCAUGCUGCUUUUGUAACCGGCACUAAUUUGAUUGUGGACGGGGGUGUUCUUGCAGCCAAUAGCAUCAAUUCCGAUGCUCUGAAGGAUUUCAUGUAAACCAUGUUUAUCUACAUUUCACUCAACAUUUUGGAUUGUUGAGUAAUUUC
Molecule: messenger RNA, 983 nt
Organism: Oppiella nova
Lineage: Eukaryota; Metazoa; Arthropoda; Arachnida; Sarcoptiformes; Oppiidae
Source: the annotation of a GenBank genome assembly